AUGUCCGACGUGCGUGGAACACGGGUACCUCGGGGGCGUGGCGACUCGGCGUUCACAGCUGCCCCCUUCCGAGUAGUCACACAGAACUGCAGAGGCCUGAACGCUCCAGAGAAACGUGCACACCUCCUACGGGAACUGAAACAGCAGCAUGUGUCAGUAGCACUACUACAGGAAACGCACCUGAGAGUGACGGACACACGGCGGCUGACAGACAGGCGCUUCCCGGAUGCCUUCCACAGCACCCACCCGACGGCUCGCAAAGCGGGCGUGGCGAUCCUCCUGGCCAACAGCCUCCAUUUCACUCAGAGCGACAUGAUGGCCGAUGGGUACGGCAAAUACCUGUUUGUAAAAGGAGUAGUAGCCCAGAGGACAUACACAUUCGCAUCAAUAUACGCUCCGAACACCAAACAGGCAAAAUUCCUCCGCGCUACACUCCUCAAAUUAGCCAACUUCACCGAAGGUGCCCUUAUAAUGGGGGGAGACUUUAAUGCACCCCUGGACCCGAUUCUGGAUUCGUCGACAGGGCACAGCAGUAUCCCGCAAACAGCCAUCCGGACGAUACGCAGGACUCUUCGUAACCUGCGCCUUGUGGACGCAUGGAGAACCCUCCACCCAGGGGACCGUGAUUACACGCAUUACUCGGCUUUACAUCAUAGACACUCUAGAAUUGACUAUCUCUUCCUCCAGCAGGAAGGCCUCCACGGACUACUGGAUGUGGAAAUCCGCCCUACCCCAUGGUCGGACCAUAGCGCAGUAUCCAUGCUCAUGGACUCGCCUCUAUACAGGCCGGUCCAGUCUACCUGGCGACUGAACGAAUCGCUCCUCUCCGACAUAGCGAUCCAAGCUCAAUUAGUGGAACAUCUAAAUAAUUACUUUACCGAAAACGACACUGACGAUGUCUCUGCGUUGACCCUGUGGGAGGCUCACAAGAGCGUUCUCAGAGGACUCCUCAUACGGAUAUCUGCGGAAAAAAAGAGGGAAGCACAACAACAAAUGGCGUCACUCGCAGACCAGAUAGCGACGCUGGAAACGCUGCACAAGCGGACUCAACUGGAGUCGCACUACCGCACUCUCCUGACAACCAGACGCCAACUAACGGAAUUGAUAGCCCGCAAGCACUACAGGACAACCCAGAGGUCCAAGGCCUUCUUUUAUAUACACGCCAAUAAGGGGGGGAGACUCUUAGCACACAUGAUACGGAACCAACAAGCCACCGCACAG
Molecule: messenger RNA, 1221 nt
Organism: Pelobates cultripes (western spadefoot toad)
Lineage: Eukaryota; Metazoa; Chordata; Amphibia; Anura; Pelobatidae
Source: the annotation of a GenBank genome assembly